AUGUUACUUUUGACAACCUUCGUCGCUACCCUCCUUGGACUGGCCACGGCUGCGCCUCAGCUUCAGCUGGGAAGAACGACGCUAACUGGGAGAGAUAUCACCCUCCUUGGCCUCGAAUUCUUUGGAGGGAUACCUUUCGCCGAGCCUCCGCUCGGCCAUUUGCGCUUGAGGCCGCCAGUGUUGAAAACGCAACUGGACUCUCUGCCCUUCGACGCAAGCAACUUCGGCAAAGGCUGCCUACAGCCGGGCGGCAAUGUUACGACGUUCUCGGAAGAUUGUUUGACGAUAAACGUCUACAGGCCUAGUGGAACGAAAGCUAACGCAAAGCUUCCUGUUCUAUUCUGGACAUACGGAGGUGGAUUUCAGAAUGGUCUGGCAUCAAUAUACAAUGCCAGUGCAAUCGUGGCACAAAGCGUGGCCCGGGGAACGCCGCUCAUCUAUGUCAACUACAACUAUCGUCUCGGACCCCUCGGCUUCCCACAGGGUCAAGAGGCUGAUGACAAGCAUGCCUUGAAUCUUGCUCUGAAAGACCAGUUGGCGGCAUUGGAAUGGGUUCAGGCGAAUAUCGGUGUAUUUGGAGGAGACGAGAACAAGGUCACCGUCUUCGGCGAGAGUGCAGGAGCCAUUAUGACCGCCGUGCUCUUCCUUAACUCUCCCACCGAAAAAUUUGCACGAGCGGCGAUCUUCGAGUCCGGCUCCGCGGCCACCGCCCUUGAGUUUCAAGCCGCGCACCGGGAAGUCAAUUGGCAAAAUUUCGUCUCUGGGGUGCCCUCGUGCGCCUCACUAGCCAUAUCAGGAAAUACGUUCAACUGCUUGAGGGAGGCGAACUCCACGGACAUCCGGUUGGGGUUACUGAACGCCCUGGCAGAUGCCCAAGAGCUGUUUGCGUUCGAUCCGACUAUCGAUGGUCCUGGAGGCUUGUUCCCGGAUAUUGCUUCGACGUUCGUAAAUAGCGGUCGUUUUGCGAGGCUGCCGUUCAUCGCUGGGACGAAUUUGGAUGAAGGUACAACCUUCACCCCAACCACGGGCUUAACGGAGGACGACAUUCGCGCUACCAUCAUCUCCAGUCUCUCGCCACCUCUAGUCGCACCUUCCUUGCUCAACAGCACGGCGGACGAACUUCUGAAGCUCUAUCCAGACGACCCAGCCCUUGGAUCCCCUUUCAAUACAGGAAAUCAAACUUUCGGUCUUCCGCCGGGGUUCAAACGACAGGCUGCUAUUAUGGGCGAUAUCACCUUCCAGUCUCAGCGCAGGAGCUGGAUCCAAGCCGCGAGUCGCGUCGGAGUGAAGACGUAUGGGUACUUGUUCACCCAGCCUCAACCCAAUGGGAAGCCACAAGACGGAGUUUCGCAUGUCUCCGAGGUUGUCUUCGUAUAUGGGGUACCAAGUGAUAGAUCGGCGUCAGCCCUUCACCUCAGCAGCAUCAUGAUAGACUAUUGGGUGUCGUUUGCGACCAGUCUUACUCCAAACGAUGGUCUCGGAAAUCAACGUCCCAUCUGGCCGCAGUAUACUCCAGAGAACGAGGUCCUUCUCCAGUUGGACGGCGAUAAUACGACGGUCAUCCCGGAUGACUACCGCAAGAAACAGAUCGACUUCAUUAAUUCGAAUCCGGCUGUUUUUCAUCAUCGUCGGGCUCUUCUGCGACGAAGGCCAUCUGAUUAA
Cyclocybe aegerita is the source of this 1662-nucleotide messenger RNA. NCBI's taxonomy places the organism in Eukaryota, Fungi, Basidiomycota, Agaricomycetes, Agaricales, Hemipholiotaceae. The record is from the annotation of a GenBank genome assembly.